AGAAAUGCAGUGGCUUACAUCAAUUUUGGUGGGGCUGUUCGCCUCGUUCUUAUCAAUAACAAUGUGCGUAGCUGUGCAACCGCUGGAUGAUGGCAAAUUGCGCGUUUGUGUGGUGGAAUCGCGUGGCAAUUAUCGGAAAAGCCCCCAGUUCUGCCCGCUGCUGGCGGCCAAGAGCAACAUCGAGUGCGUCAUCGGCGUGGACCGGCUGGACUGCGUGCGGCGGAUCCACAAGGGCACUGCCCACUUCGGAGUGCUCUCCUCGGAGGAUCUGGUGGCCGCCCGCUGGGCCAGCGUGGAGAUCCUGGUGGCCAGUGAGCUGCGCUCCCACGAGUCCAACUUUGAGUACGAAAUUGUGGCGGUGGUGGACAACAAGGCCAACAUCCACACAGUCCACGAUCUUCGAGGAGCCAAGCUCUGUCAUCCUGGUUACGGCAUGGGCAAUCACUGGACGGAGGUCCUGGCUAAUUACUUUGAAGCCGCCAUGGUUUCCAAGACCUGCGAUCCGGAAAAGACAAUUACAGAAGAUCGUAUUGCCUCCACAGCCAAGUAUUUCGGUCCCAGCUGCAAGGCAGGUCCCUGGGUGCUCAAUCCCGAGCAGGACCGCAUCCUCAAGCGUCGCUAUCCCUCGCUGUGCGAGAUGUGCUACGAGCCGGAGAGCUGUGACCAGAACGACAAGCACUGGGGGCGACGUGGAGCCCUCUACUGUCUGACCAGCGGUGGUGGCGACGUGGCCUGGGCUCGCCUGGAUGAUGUGCGGAGUCAUUUCGGGUUCUCCGGCAUUGCGGCCCAGGCGAAUUCCUCGGAGUACAGCUACCUCUGUCCAGAUGGCCACCUGCAGCCCAUGGAUGCCAGCCAACCGUGUGUCUGGGUGGCCAAGCCGUGGCCCGUAGUGGCUGCCCGUCGCUCGCAUGCCGCCCAAGUGCAGCGCCUGGUCACUGGACUCACCCACGACGAGCCGGACAGCUGGCAGAAUGCUCUGCUCAGUCUGCUGGAGACCUACCACGUCUUCACCGUUCCGCUGGACAAUGUGAUAGCCAUCGAUGACUAUCUGGACCAGGCCACCGCCUUCCAGUCGGCCUACAGCUUCCCCGAGUGCAAUCCCCCUCGUUCCAUUGUCUUCUGCACCACGUCCAUCAUCCAGCACGUCAAAUGCUCCUGGCUGCAGGAGGCGUCUCAGGUCUACGGUGUCCAGCCGAACAUCCAGUGCGUGCGGACCAUGGAUUUGCAGCAGUGCCUGGACGACACCAAGUUCAAGGCCACCGAUGUGGUGCUGGUGGAUCAGGAGAUGCGUGUGAAGGCCCAAAGGGACUACAACUUGGUGCCACUGCUGUACGAGUUCUCUGCGGAUAUGCAUGAUCGGUAUGUGACCAUUGCCCUCGUGCACAAGGAUUCGCGGUUCCAGAGCUUCAAGGAUCUGCGAGGCGCUAGAGCAUGUCUUCCCUCGUUCGAGGGAGCUGCCCAUUUGUCCGUUCAGGAGACAAUAGUGAAUGCCACGGGCAAGGUGCACUCGCUGCACUCCUUCUUCCACCGCGACUCCUGCCUGUGGAAUCCGGAGAAGGGUCGCCAGUGCCCAAUGCACUACCAGGGCGAUGAGGGUGCCCUACGCUGCCUCUCCGAGGGCGCCGACGUGGCCUUCCUCAGCUCGGAUGUUUAUAAGAAGUAUGUGGCUGGGAAUCUCACCGCGGAUUGGUUAACCCAUGGCAAGCACAAGGAUCUCCGGUUGCUGUGCCCCUACGGAGGCAUCGAGAAACGCUCUAAUUUCGAUUACUGCUACCUCCACUGGACCACUCGCGGCCACCUGAUGACCCACAAUUCCUCGCUGCCGCGGCGCAAUGAGAUCUACAAUUCGCUGAGGGACAUGGAUCAGUUGUUCGGCCGGAAGUACAAGAGUGAGACGCGUCCGUUUACCCUUUUCGGGAUCUUUGACCAGCGGAACAAUGUGCUCUUCCGGGAUGCCACCGAUGGACUGCUGGGCCUCCAGGAGCUGCACCGCGAUAAUGCCAAGCGUGUGAUGGAACACAUCUACGAUCGGUACACCAAUACUCAGUACUACAAGAACUUUGAUGAAAGUGCAGCUGUGAAAUCUACUCAAAAUAUGUGGAUUUUGCUUGUCUGCUUAUUUUUAGGAUUGUGUCGUUAUAUCGCCUAGUCUCUCGAGCUCAAAUCUAAUCUUAUUUAUUGUGAUAUUACGCUAAACUUAAGUUAAGAAUAUCAAGAGCCUCAAUCAGAGCUGUAUCACCAAAUU
Messenger RNA from Drosophila takahashii, 2245 nucleotides. RefSeq names its product Transferrin 3 (gene Tsf3). The record is from RefSeq and is a predicted model, not a curated record. NCBI's taxonomy places the organism in Eukaryota, Metazoa, Arthropoda, Insecta, Diptera, Drosophilidae. Gene Ontology annotation, cellular component: plasma membrane; early endosome; recycling endosome. Gene Ontology annotation, biological process: iron ion transport.